AUUUCGACCAUUCUCACUGACAUCAACACCUUCUUUCCCAUUCAUCCUCCAUACAUCGUCCACGUAUCUCGACUUAAUAUCUAUCUAUUCUACGAACCGACAUACCCUUUACCAUUCAAUCUGUUUCUUUCUUCAACGUAACACCAAUACGACCCUCAGCCUCUAGACCUUUUAAGCGCAUCCAUCCCCCGACCAAUCGCGCGCAAACCCAAAGGGGAAACAUAUCAACAUGGCGCAAUCGGCGGUGAUGCCUGUGAUUCCCCUUGGGAACAAAAACGUCCUCUUUCCUGGCGCCGUCAUAAGGAUACCAGUUCCCGCCAGUCGUUCCGAUAUACCUGCACUACUUUCCAACGUCUAUACCCGCGCUUCUAGAGCUUCGCGACGAGUCGACCAAAUCCCUGUCGUAUGCGUACCCUUAAACUCGCCGCUAUUAAGCCGUCGCGGCCAACUACUCUUAGACGAAAACUCCGGCCAAUACACCGAGUCUCUGAAUGUAAAUAAGAAUAACAUUAGGAAGGAUCAGUUGUUUGCAUACGGAGUUUCGGGGAAGAUCAAUGCGAUCCAGGGUCAGAACGGAGCUGAGUUCAACUUGCUUGUACAAGGAGUCACGCGAGUUUCUCUUGAGAAGGUUACCCAAGAACGUCCUUUCUUCGAAGCACGGGUGAUCCCGAAUAAUGAUCAGGCCAGCCCUGCAGAACUUCAGAGGCCUUCCUUUCAAGAGUUAUUCGGUACCUUAAAGCGACUAUCAAGGGAAUUAGUGGCCUACCUUCGUGUAUCAGCGUUCCUUCUAUCAAGUGGUACUGGAGGAUUAAAUCCUCUUCUAUCGCGAAGACUUGAACAGUUCAUUGUCAAGAAGACCCCCAAUGAGGGAGGUUCGCUGGCCGACUUUAUGAUGAACAUACUCGACGCUUCUUACGAGGAGAAGCUGCAGGUCCUUGCUGCUGUCGAUGUUGCGGAGCGUAUGCAAAAAGUUAUUGAGAUUUUGGAGCGCCAAGUGGAUGAUCUGAAGGGUAAUAUUAAGGUUACUACCGUCACCAGCACAUCGGUGCCCGUCCAAAUCGAUCCCGAGGAUACGACUAGAGUACCCAGCAACAAACGAAGUAUAAAAGCACCGCCAGGUGUCAAGGUUCCUCCGCCUGGUCUUGGCCUUGGUGGUGGAUCACCGUUUAACAUGUUUGGCGGACCAGGUGACCAACAUGAUGCGGAUGACUUGCAAGAUCUCGAGAAGAAGAUUGAGGAUGCUAAGCUCCCGCCGGAAGCUGCUAAGGUCGCCGAACGAGAAUUCAAACGAUUGAAACAGAUGAUGCCUGCGCAAGCCGAGUAUCAGGUUGUCAGGACGUACCUCGAAACGUUGGCCGAGGUACCGUGGUCUACUGUCACAGAUGAUCCGAUUAGUGUCGGCACCUUGGAAAGUGCGAGGAAGCAGCUGGAUAACGACCACUACGGAAUCGAGAAGGUAAAAAAGCGUCUACUGUCUUACCUCACUAUUGUUAGGUUGAUGCAAUCAGCGAAUGACGCAGUGAACCAGCAAAUCAAGCAAGCUGAGCAGGAGACCGCCGACCUGGAGUCUAGUAAAGAGAACUCGAAAGAAGAUGCUGCCAUUGACCCCGAAUUGGAGGAGAAAAUAAAGGCUAGUGGUCUUAAAGUACAGAUGUUGAGGAAUAAGCGACGAGCCGAGAAAGCCCCCAUUUUACUCUUAGUCGGACCGCCUGGUGUUGGCAAGACUAGCAUAGCUAGGUCCAUCGCCACUGCGCUCGGUCGCAAAUUCCACCGUAUUUCACUUGGAGGUGUUAGAGACGAAGCAGAAAUACGAGGUCAUCGGCGUACCUAUGUGGCCGCGAUGCCUGGCUUAAUUGUGCAGGGUCUGAGGAAAGUGGGUGUAGCGAACCCCGUCUUCUUGCUGGAUGAGAUAGACAAGCUGGGCAUGUCCAACCACAACGGCGACCCGUCUGCUGCUAUGCUCGAGGUACUCGACCCCGAGCAGAAUCACGCAUUCCACGAUCACUACAUCAACACCCCAAUCGAUCUAAGUAGAGUUCUCUUUAUUGCCACUGCCAACAGUCUCGAUACGAUCCCAGGUCCAUUGCUAGAUCGUAUGGAAACCUUAGAGUUCUCCGGUUAUACCACUCUUGAGAAGCGACACAUCGCAAUGCGACAUCUUGUGCCCAAGCAAAUCAGGGUGAACGGGCUCUCGGAAGAUCAAGUCCGUUUCAGCGAAGAGGUGAUCUCAAAGAUCAUUGAGUCAUACACUCGCGAAUCAGGAGUACGUAAUCUCGAGCGUGAAAUCGGCUCCGUCUGCCGUGCGAAGGCUGUCGAGUUUGUGGAGGCCAACGACCGUGGUCAGCCGGAGACAUAUCGAGCAGAUGUUACAGUGGAGGACCUCGAGUCUAUUCUAGGUAUUGAGAAGUUUGAAGACGAGAUAGCCGAGAAAACCACCCAGCCGGGUAUUGUGACUGGUCUAGUUGCUUACAGUUCUGGGGGAAACGGCGGCAUCCUUUUCAUUGAGGUUCUUGAUAUGCCUGGUGAUGGCAGUGUCGAACUUACAGGAAACCUUGGUGACGUCCUUAAAGAAAGUGUCAAGGUUGCAAGGAGUUGGGUCCGCAAUCACGCCUACGAGUUGGGAUUGACCCAGGAUCCUACGGAAAACAUCAUGAUGAAGCGCAGUCUACACGUUCAUUGCCCUUCCGGGUCUAUCCCCAAGGAUGGUCCAUCAAGUGGAAUGGCCCAGGCCAUUGCUCUCAUCUCACUUCUUUCCGGACGGCCAGUCCCUCCUACAAUGGCUAUGACAGGAGAAUUCCAGCUUUCUGGUCACGUUAAGAGAGUUGGCGGAAUCAAGGAGAAGCUAAUUGGUGCUUACCGAGCUGGUGUGAAGACGGUCCUCUUGCCAGCGCAGAACGAGAAAGACGCAAGAGAGGUCCCUUCAGAAGUAAGGGAUGGAUUGAACAUCAUCUUCGUCAGUCACAUCUGGGAAGCCAUCCGUCAUAUCUGGCCCGAAGUCCAAUGGCCACAGGAGAGCAAUUUCCCACCGAUUCAGUCUCGCUUGUAGUCAUAUUUUCUUCCUUGAUCUUUUUGUUUGUCUAGCAUUGCAUGUCAUGAUACGGCGUUAGGUGCCAUCGUUUUAGUGGAUA
This is a messenger RNA of Hypoxylon trugodes, 3128 nucleotides long. RefSeq names its product Lon protease-like protein 2, peroxisomal. Gene Ontology annotation, molecular function: ATP-dependent peptidase activity; serine-type endopeptidase activity; ATP binding. Lineage: Eukaryota; Fungi; Ascomycota; Sordariomycetes; Xylariales; Hypoxylaceae. Bases 230 to 3046 code for a protein of 938 amino acids. Gene Ontology annotation, biological process: protein processing; protein catabolic process; protein targeting to peroxisome. The record is from RefSeq and is a predicted model, not a curated record. The transcript is spliced from 3 exons. Gene Ontology annotation, cellular component: peroxisomal matrix.